Messenger RNA from Trachymyrmex cornetzi, 1323 nucleotides. RefSeq lists its product as uncharacterized. Lineage: Eukaryota; Metazoa; Arthropoda; Insecta; Hymenoptera; Formicidae. The record is from RefSeq and is a predicted model, not a curated record. Bases 329 to 1084 code for a protein of 251 amino acids. The transcript is spliced from 5 exons.
UGAGUGUGUCGUACAUACAUGCAGCCUCGCAGCUCGCAAGCGUAAAACCUAAAAUAUAACCUAAAACUCUUAAUAGUGUCGAACAGUUGAAGCAUUAUUGAGGCUGCGGUCCACUUAGCGCUUCAAACGCUACAGAGCAUUUGUAGCACUGACAUGACUGGUCCAUUUGACGAUUUGGAACGCUCCCAGCAAUCCUGAUUACGUCAUCAAUACGUCAUCGUUUUCGCUCCCACUUCGCUCCAACUGCCUCACCUCGAGAGGUAGGUUAGCUGGAGCGUUCUAAGAUAUUUGGCGGGAAAUCACCUUCACUUUCAUUUAGAUUUUCAAGAUGCAACACCAAAUUAUAGAUCAUGAAGGUAACAUCUAUAUCCUGACUGAAGAAGAAUAUCUUCGUGCUUCAAAAGAUUUAGUAUAUUGUACCCAAUUAUUAGAAAACGCAAAAGAGAAAGAAAAUAAUGAAAAUAUUGUGCAGCAAGAAAUACAGUCUGAUAAUGAAGUUUAUGAUGGCUUUAGAUGGGCGGAUGAACCUACAAGAUUACUUUUAGCAACAUAUAAACGGCAUGAAAAUUUAUUACAUACAGGAAAAUUAUCUGUAAAGAAAUUUUGGGAAAUGAUAUCCAACAAGUUAAAAGAAAGGGCAUACGACGUUACAGGACAACAAUGUAAAAGUAAAAUUAACAGAUUAAAGAAAACAUAUAAAAAUGUUAAGGAUUAUAAUAACAAAAGCGGUAACAAUAAGCGGACUUGGCUUUAUUUUGAGAUCAUGGAUGAGAUGUUUGGACAAAAACCAUGGGUGACGCCAAUUUUAACUUUAGAUUCUUCAAACAGGAAUAUAUUAUCCCCUGCCAGUUCUACUUCAAACAACAACAGUAACAUCAGUAGUAACACUUACAAUGAGAUCUCUUCAUCUCCACAAUCUUCUAAAAGUUCUCGAAAACGACAGAAAGUAACUCAAGAUACUGCGUUAGAAAAAUUACUCGCAGUUAUGGAAGAAAAUAAAGAAGAAAGGAAAAAAAUGCAUAACGAGGCUGUGGAAAGACAAGAUCGAAUGUUAAAUAUCUUAGAAAAAAUUGCCAACAAAUAACAACGAAUCUACUUUUCUUGGUGAUUUCCAACUGUGAUUUUUUUUUAAGUUUGGCUUUGACAUUAGUAUGUUUAAUUAAUUUUAGUGAGAUGUUAAUGUGGGCUGUGCUCUUUUACCACAAAUGAUUUAUUUUUAUUAGAAUAAGUGAAGCCAAUGAUAAGCCAAAGAUAAGAGAAAACAUUAUUUUCAUAUAUUUCUCAUGUCAAAUAUCGCACAUCACAACACGCUAAAACAUAAUA